UGUCACGUGUCCCCCGCGCUGUCACGUGGUCCGCCCCGCGGUGCAUUGUGGGCCGGCAAAGAUGGCGGCGCUGGGCGCGGGCCGGGCGGCGGCGGUUCUCCUGCGUGCCCAGAGCCUCGGGGCCUGGCGGGGGCUGGGCACCUCGGCCGCCCUCCUGCAGCAGCCCCAGGCCAAGUCCCACAGGGCUGAGGGGACGUUCCAGGUGACGAUGCUGCCGGGGGACGGCGUGGGCCCGGAGCUCAUGCACGCUGUCAAGGAGGUCUUCAAGGCUGGCAAUGUCCCCGUGCUCUUCGACGAGCACCACCUGAGCGAGGUGCAGAACACGGCGUCCGAGGAGAAGCUGGAUCGGGUGGUGGACUCCAUGAAGGAGAGCAAGGUGGCCCUCAUUGGGAAGAUCCACACACCCAUGGAGUACAAGGGCGACCUGGCGUCCUACGACAUGAGGCUCAGGAGGAAGCUGGACCUGUUUGCCAACGUGGUGCACGUCAAGAGCCUCCCGGGCUACCAGACCCGGCACAACAACCUGGACCUGGUGAUCAUCCGCGAGCAGACCGAGGGCGAGUACAGCUCCCUGGAGCACGAGAGCGUCAAGGGCGUGAUCGAGUGCCUGAAGAUCAUCACCAGGGCCAAGUCCCAGCGCAUCGCCAAGUUCGCCUUCGACUACGCCACCAAGAAGGGCCGGGCCAAGGUGACGGCCGUGCACAAGGCCAACAUCAUCUGUAAGGAGGUGGCCGAGCUGUACCCCAAGAUCAAAUUCGACACCAUGAUCAUCGACAACUGCUGCAUGCAGCUGGUGCAGAAUCCCUACCAGUUCGACGUCCUGGUGAUGCCCAACCUCUACGGCAACAUCGUGGACAACCUGGCCGCGGGGCUGGUGGGCGGCGCCGGCGUCGUGCCCGGCGAGAGCUACAGCGCCGAGUACGCCGUCUUCGAGCUGGGUGCCCGGCACCCCUUCGCCCAGGCCGUGGGCAGGAACAUCGCCAACCCCACGGCCAUGCUGCUCUCGGCCUCCAACAUGCUGCGGCACCUCAACCUGGAAUACCACUCCAACAUGAUCUCGGACGCGGUGAAGAAGGUGAUCAAAGGUGGAAAAGUCCGGACCCGGGACCUGGGCGGUUACUCCACCACUUCCGACUUCGUCAAGUCCGUCAUUGACAACCUGCACCCCAACUAUGGGGCUUAGGACCCCCGGCACCCCCCAGCGCCGCAGCCCCCUCCCCACACCCCCCCAGGAUCCCUUCGCCUCCCCCCACACCCCCAGGAGGCGGCCAGUGCGGGUUUGGGGGUGUCUGGGGGGAAUGGGGGAAAUGGGGCAGCACCCCAAACUCACAGGCAGCUCCUGGGGACACCGGGACCACCCAGCACGGCUCUGGGACCCCCAUUCCCAUGGGAUCCUUACAAAUCUGGGACCCCCAUCCCAUGGGAUCCUUGUGAGACCCCCAUUCCUAUGGGAUCCUUACAAAUGUGGGACCCCCAUUCCUAUAGGAUCCCUUGGGACCCCAUUCCCACGGGAUCCCUUUGCCUGUGGGAUCCCAUUCCCAUGAGAUCCUUGUGAGACCCCCCCCAUUCCUAUGGGGUUUUUGUGACUGUUGGACCAAUGGGAUUUGUGGGAUCCUCAUUCCCGUGGGAUUCUUAGAAUGUGGGACCCCAUUCCCAUGGGAUCCCUGUGAUCACAGGCCCCCAUUCCUAUGGGAUCUCUUUGACUGUGGGCCCCCCAUUCCUGCGGGGUCGUUGUGACUGCUGGACCAAUGGAAUUGUGGAAUUCUCAUGGGACCACCACCACCACAACUGUGGGACCCCCAUUCCCGUGGGAUCCCCGUGACCCCAUUCCCGUGGGAUCCAUCCCAUCCAGCUCCCAGCAAUAGGCAGGGUGACACCCCCACCCUCCCCUCCCGUGGCAGCUCUGGCACAGGGUCCCCACGCGGGGACAGCUCCAGGCGUGGGGUGCCCUUGGAACACUCCGGACCCGGGGCAGGGUGGGGAGCUGCACCCCGUGCCCCCCAAUCCGUGGGAAUCGGGGGGCUGCAGGGCUCCGAGCCCACCCCACGAGCGCCGUGGGGCCGGGGCUGGUGCCGCGCCGCCGCGUCCUGCUCUGUAUUCUGCUUCGCUAAUAAAGGGUCCAGCGCUUCCUGG
This is a messenger RNA of Lonchura striata (white-rumped munia), 2133 nucleotides long. NCBI's taxonomy places the organism in Eukaryota, Metazoa, Chordata, Aves, Passeriformes, Estrildidae. The record is from RefSeq and is a predicted model, not a curated record.